UGUUCGAGAGGAUCCCGCGAGCAACCAUUGGCGAGAAGCAUGUCAAACAACCAAGGAAAGCGGGCGACCGCUGCCCAUCCGUUCAACAUCGAUAAUGCAGACGUCGUCUUCACUACGUCGGAUGCUGUCGACUUUCGAGUUUACAAAUCGAUCCUCUCAGUGGCGUCACCGUUCUUUCAUGCCAUGUUCUCACUCAAGCAGCCUGCCUCCUUAGGGUCACCAGAGCCCAUCUCUGUCUCGGAGGAGAGCGAGGUCUUCGACGCCCUCCUGCGCCUGUGCUAUCCCGUCGACGACCCCACCUUCGCUGACCUAUCCCAGCUCGAACCAGUUCUCGAGGCUGCGAUAAAAUAUCAGCUGGAUGAGGCAAGCAAACUCGCUUGCAGUUUGCUAUGUGGAUUCGCUGCUGCCGAAUCGUUGCACGUGUUCGCCAUCGCUUGUCGCCUUCAGCUUGACAAGGAGGCACUGCUGGCCGCAUCGAUGUGGAAAACGAGCCGCAAUUUCAACGAGAGCUCUUCCAAUUUCUCUGACACUGUAGCCGGUGCAUGUUACACGUCGGACAUGCCCAACAUCACAGCUGCUUGCUUCUAUCGACUCCUUCAGUUCUGCCGCGGUACUCCCAUGCCUGGCUUGUCGUCAUUCAUUAGCAGAUGUGCCACAUCGCUUCCACCCUACCUACGCCAGCAAGACAAUACUGAUAUUGACCUACUUUUCGAUGGGGACCAAGCAGACGUCGUACUUCGGUCUACAGACGGAGUUCAAUUCCGAGCCCAUACCCUUCUCUUCCGACUCAGCGGAGCAACCGUGAUAUUGGAUGAGGGCUCUUGUCAGAGCGCGCCAGACGCCAACUUGCCCAUCGUAAAAGUCCAGCUUGAUAGCGAGACUCUCGCGGACCUCAUCCGCAUGGUUGCCCCAUCCCCAUGUUCCGUUAGUAUCACAGACUCACGGCGACUAUGGAGUCUUGCGCAGGUUGCUACACGCUACGAAAUCCCACGUAUCGCUGCUGCCCUGAAGAAGGAGGUCAGGCGGCUCACACCAGACCGCGGCCUCGCAGUGUACCUUCUCGCCGCUGCGCAUGGGUGGAAGGAGGAAGCUGAGCUUGCCGCCCGCGCUUUGGCCCAUCGAAGCUUGGGAGAUGUUUACGACUCCCUCAUGGAGGACGUUUCUGCCGCCGUAUACCACUCGCUUCUACAAUUCCAUCAUCAGUGUGUUGUCGCAAUGUCGGAAGUUAUCCAGCAGAGAGUUGAAGGUGGUCACAAGCAAUGGAAGGAGCUAUCACAUGCGCGCUCAGCCACAAGGCCCAUCUCUGUCAUUUUACCUGUCGUUGAAAAGGAGCUGUAUCCUUUCGCUACGGCGUCGAAUGGACCGUGCCGGGGCUGUGGAAGUAGUAACACUUAUUCGUCCAAUCAUAAGAGCUGCGGAUACAAAGUCUCUCCUCUCCUACUUUCUAGCGAAGAGGUUGAGAGAGCCCUUGAUGCACGGCUAUCUGAGGUGAGUACCUUGUGCUAGCGUCGUCACGGAAGCUUGCAAAUACAUCUCUCAGAUAAAAAUCAGCUUGCCGACGACAUACACGCCAAUCAAGCACGCUCCUCUUCCCCGUAUCUGACAUUACAAUAAUUUAGCACUGAGCGAAUCUAGACACUCGUGUCCGGGAUGGGAUUCAUGACGCACUUAGUCCUAGCAAAACUCUUGGACUCAAAGUUAGCAACAGCUGCACAAUCCUUCUGCCAUACUUUGUUCAGCCUUGGUUGCACCUAGAUGAAGAAACAUGCAUGCCAUGGUCCAGACGCGAUCGAGAAUAACUAACAGCAUUUACCUUGAGUCGCUGCAUAUCUCCGGAGUAAUUCGAGUGGGAAACUCUCCUGGCUGCUCUUCAACGGAAACCGCGCAUGCCGAAAU
Phanerochaete carnosa HHB-10118-sp is the source of this 1896-nucleotide messenger RNA. RefSeq lists its product as uncharacterized. The transcript has a single exon. Lineage: Eukaryota; Fungi; Basidiomycota; Agaricomycetes; Polyporales; Phanerochaetaceae. Gene Ontology annotation, molecular function: protein binding. The record is from RefSeq and is a predicted model, not a curated record. The coding region runs from base 40 to 1506 and encodes 488 amino acids.